Messenger RNA from Corvus hawaiiensis (hawaiian crow), 2404 nucleotides. It is a transcript of the gene MARCKS, whose product is annotated as myristoylated alanine rich protein kinase C substrate. Gene Ontology annotation, molecular function: actin filament binding; calmodulin binding. Gene Ontology annotation, biological process: central nervous system development; actin filament organization. Lineage: Eukaryota; Metazoa; Chordata; Aves; Passeriformes; Corvidae. The coding region runs from base 258 to 1118 and encodes 286 amino acids. Gene Ontology annotation, cellular component: actin filament bundle; plasma membrane; cytoplasm. The record is from RefSeq and is a predicted model, not a curated record. The transcript is spliced from 3 exons.
GGCUCCAUUGUUCGCCGGGCGGGCGGGCCCCGCCCCCCUUUGUGCGCGGCGGCCGCGAUUGGCCGGCGCCGGGCGGAGCGCUGCCGUCACCGCUCGGGAAGCCCAUUCAUCUGUGCACUUGGGCGUUGGACUCCGCAUCUUAUUAGCAACCAGGGAGAUUUCUCCAUUUUCUCCUUGUCUACAUAUUUAUACCAACCCAACGCUCUUUGUUUCCCCUCCUUUUGGAUCUGUUGAGUUUCUUUGUUGAAUAAGACAGCAUGGGUGCCCAGUUCUCCAAGACCGCUGCAAAGGGCGAAGCCUCCGCCGAGAAACCUGGGGAAGCAGUGGCUGCAUCUCCAUCCAAGGCGAAUGGACAGGAGAACGGCCACUUGAAGGUGAACGGCGACGCCUCCCCCGCGGCGGCGGAGGCGGGCAAGGAGGAGGUACAGGCGAACGGCAGCGCGCCCGCCGAGGAGACGGGCAAGGAGGAGGCGGCCUCGUCGGAGCCCGCCUCCGAGAAGGAGGUGGGAGAGGCGGAGAGCACCGAGCCGGCCUCCCCGGCGGAGGGCGAGUCCUCCCCCAAGACUGAGGAGGGCGCGACCCCCUCAUCCAGCAGCGAGACCCCGAAAAAAAAAAAGAAGCGCUUUUCCUUCAAGAAGUCCUUUAAGCUCAGCGGGUUCUCCUUCAAGAAGAACAAGAAGGAGGCCGGCGAGGGGGCCGAGGGCGAGGGCGGCGGCGCCGCCGCGGCAGCGGAGGGCGGGAAGGAGGAGGCGGCGGCCCCCGAGGCGGCGGGCAGCGAGGAGGGCAAGGCGGCCGCCGAGGAGGCGUGCGCGGCCGGCAGCAGCGAGGCGGCGAAGGAGGAGGCGGGGGACUCGCAGGAGGCCAGAUCGGACGAGGCCGCUCCCGAGAAGGCGGCGGGAGAAGAGGCCCCGGCAUCAGCGGCGGCCGAGGAGCAGCAGCCGCCUCAGCAGGCAGCGGAGGGGAAGGCGAAGGCGGCGGAGGAGGCGGCGGGCGCCGGCGCCGCCACGAGCGAGGCGGGCAGCGGCGAGCAGGAGGCGGCCCCCGCGGAGGAGCCGGCGCGGCAGGAGCCUCCCGCCGAGAGCAGUCCGGAGGGACCCGCCGCCGAGUCGGCGGAGUAGUAAGCGCCGCCGCCGCCCCUCGCCGACGGACUUUUCUUCCCCCCUGUUUGUUUGUUGGAGUGGUGCCAGGUACUGGUCUCGGAGAACUUGUCUACAACCAGGGAUUGAUUUAAAAGAUGUCUCGUUUCUUUUUUUUCUCUCCCCCCGCAGCUCCCAUCUCAAAUCGUUGUGUGUUGCCGCCAUUCCAACGGGCGGAGGGGGGCUCCCCUCCGCCCUCCUCUCCCAUCCUCUAUAUUUUGGGUUUUUUGGGGCUUUUUUUUCAUCAGUAUUAAUGUUUUGUUUUGGUUGGUUCUUUUUUUUUUGUUUCGUUUUGUUUGUUUUUGGUUUUUUUUAAAUUCGUUUACUUUUUAAUGUCAUACUUUGCAACUCUCUUCAUAUUAUAAAACUUGUGCCGAUCGGUCUAUGGACAUGCCCAUAUAUGAAGGAGAUGGGUGGGUCAAUAAGGGAUAUCAAAUGAAGUGACAGGGGCCGCAGUGGGGAACCCGGGGCGCGCAGCCCUUGCCGGGAGCGCGCCCCGCCAGAAAUGAUGUAAGGGGUUAGUCUUUUUUUUAAAAGAAAGUUAUUACGAUGUAUUUUGUGAGGCAGAUGUUCUAUAAGGUUUACAACACUACAAGUCUUGAUUAAGAAGGAAAGGAAAAAGGAAAAAAAAAAAUAAAAAAUAAAAAUCAAUACCCAGAUAAAGAGAUCAUAGUCUUAGGAAUUCAUUUAAACCAUAGGAACUUUUCACUUAUCUCAUGUUAGCUGUAUCAGUCAGUGAUUAAGUAGAAAUACAAGUUGUAUAGGCUUUAUUGUUUAUUGCUGGUUUAUGACCUUAAUAAAGUGUAAUUAUGUAUUACCAGCAGGGUGUUUUUAACUGUGACUAUUGUAUAAAAAAAACAAAUCUUGAUAUCCAGAAGCACAUGAAGUUUGCAACUCUUUCCACCCUGCCCAUUUUUGUAAAACUGCAGUCAUCUUGGACCUUUUAAACACAAAUUUUAAACUCAACCAAGCUGUGAUAAGUGGAAUGGUUACUGUUUAUACUGUGGUAUGUUUUUGAUUACAGCAGACAAUGCUUUCUUUUCCAGUUGUCUUUGAAAAUAAAGGAAAACUCUUCAGAUGCAAUGGUUUUUUUUUUUGUGUAGCAUCUUGUCUAUCAUGUUUUUGUAAAUACUGGAGAAGCUUUGACCAAUUUGACUUAGAGAUGGAAUGUAACUUUGCUUACAAAAAUUGCUAUUAAACUCCUGCUUAAGGUGUUCUAAUUUUCUGUGAGCACACUAAAAGCGAAAAAUAAAUGUGAAUAAAAUGUA